Messenger RNA from Tuber aestivum (summer truffle), 6989 nucleotides. Lineage: Eukaryota; Fungi; Ascomycota; Pezizomycetes; Pezizales; Tuberaceae. The record is from the annotation of a GenBank genome assembly.
ACCGGUACCGGCAUAGCGUGACAUGAUAUUCCCGGUUUCAGUCCAAGUCAUGGUUCCCGUAUCGUAUCAUACAUGAGAGAAGGUAUGGUAAGCAAAGAAGGGGGUGUUGCCGGGAAAUGAAAAAAAGAAAAAGAGAAAAAGAGGCCACAGUCCACCGGUACCGUACUGGUAUGGUAUUCAGCUCGCUUUUGGGGGAGAGAAAGAGGAGAGUGCGACGAGACACGGUACCGGUACGGUAGUGGCGCUUAUCCCGAUCUUUGAACCGAUAGUCAGUCUAUCACAGGAAGCUUCCCGAAGAAAAGCGAGAUCCAAAUUCGGCUGCUCUAUUCAGCAUCUCCUUCUUUUGCGCGUGACCGAUUCUGCGACCCCCGGCGAUGUCCUUCUCACGAUCAAACGCGCGAGCGCUAGGGUCGUCCUCCUUUUCCCGAGGUCCCAGUUUUUUAUGCUCCUCGUAGAGCGUUUGGGAGCGAUUUUUCUCCUAAAACCCCAGCAGGCAACGAUUCAGUAUCAGAUAGAUGUGUGCCAGGUUGGAUCAAUGCAUAAGGGGUAUUACAUUGUAUUCACGGAUUCUUCGGGUCGUCUCCUCGGCCUCGGCCGCACCGACACCGUGCUUUCCCUCCUUUUCCUGUGUUUGGGUUUCUGGUUUCCUAAUACCCAUCACCUCAUCAUUUAACCGCUUGCGCUUCUCCUCGGGUGAUUCUGUCCAGAGUGUAUUGUCUCCUCCCGGUUUCUGAGGUGCUUUGGAUCCUUUUCCCGUCUGAAACUUUCGGUUUCGUAGCUUGGUUGGAUCGACUUUGGUUGCCCAAUCCUCCGACUUUGGUGGAACCAACAUCCAUUCGUCACGUUUCGCCUUUCCGCCGCCGGAAUCCUGAACCUUUGUUUCUGCGAAUUGUGCCAACCGCCUCCGUGCUGCUAAUUCCACCUCUUCCUGUGCACCGGUUGGCGCCUGGUUAGCUAAUGCCCUUAAUGGGUAGAAACAGAUGAGGCUUCCUUACAGCUGACGCAGAGCUCGGAGGUAGGGCCGGCCCUAUAUCAUCGUCGCUGCUGGUCUCGUCAUCACCUUCUUCGGGUCCCGAACUUGGCCGUUCAUCGAUUAGAGGCAGCACAGGACCUACUGCCCGUCUCUUUUUUAUGUCUAAUUCAUCUGGCAUCGACGGUCCGACUCCUGAUGGUGCUCUGCUAUUCCCCUCAUCUUCAUCCAGCUUUCUCUUCGCCAGGAUAUGGGGAGGAAUUGACGGGCCAACUGUUCCACCCAUGGCUGCUGUUGAAUGUGGUGAUAGCUUUUGCGUGGCAGUGAGAACCUCGCGCUUUUCGCAUUAGGAAAGUUCGGGAGGGCUGAGGGUAUCAUACAUUAUAUUUAGUUAGGGUUCAAAUGUACGCAUGCGAUGGGCACAUUUCGGAACAUAUCUCGUCUCCCAUCGGGGAAAGCACCCGCAGCUUCACACCCGCAUACCGGUAUCCUAGAUGAGCCACACGUUACCUGCAGAAAGUCAACAUCAGAUAUUAUUAGGCAGUUCUGUGGUUUUAAAUCUCCGAAAUAUCCCGUUCGGCUGUUAUCUGCCCAUCUGUGCCCCGAAAACAUUUAUUCCGAACGAUUGGGGAACUAUUUGAGCCUCCUUGAGGUGGAACGACGAACUCGAGAUAUGCGAGUUGACCCGAUUCCCAACCGAUGAGCUCGAUACCGAACGAGGGCUCGGUACCCGAGACGAGCGAAAGUGAUAGGGGGGAUAACGGGCGUGAGGUUGAGAAUGUUGAAGUCGGGCGGGGCUUGAGCGAGGGAGAACUCGAGGUGAAUGGGGGCAUUCCGCAAUCGAUGACGGACACAACUACUUCAAGAGUUCUGGAAUACCUGCAGGAAGCUAGGGAAGAGGGGAAUGGCUCGGCUUUUAAGGGGUUUAAGCAGGCAAAAAAAUCAGCAGAUAACGAACAUCCAGAUCUUUCCAACUCAAUAAACGGCAAGACCAGCCCUGCUGGUUCUCUUUCUACGCCCGACGAUACUCCUUCAAUACAGGUGGGUGCUACCUCUUGGCGGCUUUACCUAUUGAUGGCUAAUAUCGGGGGCUCGUAGGGGUCAGUGGCGUCUUCGCGGGGGAGCAGCAUUUUGGGGUCUCGAUUUUCACCUGCUCCGUCUCUACGGCCAUUCGACAGACGAUUUCAGUCGCGGUUACAGCCCGCCUCACCCAUAGGAUCACCAUCGCCACGACCUCUUUCGCCCUCUCUCCUUGGGCCACAUUCGAGAUCAUCCUCAACGGGAGAUAUCAGUUUUGGCGAGGCGGAAGAACGGUCAGCACCUUGGGAUGUUGUUAGGUGGACUAAACUCAAGAAGAUAAAAAAUCAAAUAUUUUCUGAGGGAGGAAGGCGUAAUUUUGGUACCCCUACAUGCGUCAUUGCCUCUGCGACAAUUGCACUGGGAACUUCCAAGGGUAUCAUUUUAGUUUUCGACUACAACCAGAGUCUUCAAGGAAUAGUAGGACCUGGUACAAAUGGUAUGCUCUAACACCCACACCCAAGUUAUACUCUUUUCUAACUAUUAUAGCUGUCGAGCAUGGGGCAAUAUCAGCUCUGGCCGUCUCCGCUGAUCAUACCACCAUCGCAGGAGGUCACGACUCUGGGCACAUUUUCACUUGGGAGUUGAACAAGCCUGGCCAACCAUUUCUCCACAUACCCCCUCUCCCUUUGGAUCAGGUUGAAGGCCGGAAAACAGAUGGUCACGUUGAAGGGGUUUCAGUAAUUCAUCUUGGGUUUCUUGGUACUAGACAUACGGCAUUGGUUUCUGGUGACGAUAGAGGGAUGGCAUUCUCACAUUUGGCGACUAGAGGACUAGGCGCAGUUAGGAGGAUUGUAAAAACUACGCGUAUCCUAGGGCGAUAUCCAUUUGAUGCUAGUCCGGCUCCCCGGCCUCGGAAGCCUAGUUCAGUGCUCGGGUUCUCUGUUCUUCCGUUAGGAAACUUCCAGCAAGCGACAGAUACAAUGGGGCUUGUUGCCCUGUUGACCCCUAACCUCUUAGUCGUUGUUUCGACUACUCCAAUUGCACAAACACAAUAUAAAGCUGCUAAGCCCAAAGAGGUCGCUACCGAUUCGGCAUUGUCAGGAUGUUUGGCCUGGUAUCCUUUUAUGAAAGCUAAGAAAGCGGCCGAUGGAUCAAAUUCAUGUCUGAAUGCGAGAUUAGUGUAUGCUUGGUCGAACAUUUUGACUAUGCUAGAGCUUUCGGUUGUUGAGGCUGAGGAUAAUGAUCCCGCUCGUCUACCCGUUUUGGACUUCCGGCCUAAGAGUCGCUUCCGAUGCGAUGAAGCAAUUGCUGCUGCACAGUGGAUCAAUCGUCAGGUAUCUUUCGUAAAUAAAAGAUAUAAUGGUCGUUUUCUAAUGAAAUUUUAGAUAAUUGGUGUUUUGACAGUUACUCAAAGGCUAAUAAUUCUUGAGGAUACUGCAUUGAGAGUAACCGAAACGUUUGAUCUGAUGCCAAAGCAGAUUUUGCAUCUUGAUACGUUCUCAGGGCAACUGCAUUCUCUGAUUGACCGUCUUGAUGACGAGGGAUCAUCCCAUCCACAUGUGGCAGAUGCAUUUUACGGCAGUUUCAAGGCUUACAAAGGAAGGAUGUUUCUGCUAGUAUGUAGUCUCAACUUUCUGUUGUAUAUGUGUGUAUAUUUGUUGAAAAUGGGCGGGCUAAUUUCGGAUAGUGUCAAUACGAAGUUUUGGUUGGUGCAUUGUCCAACUGGGCUGAUAGAUUGCUGGCUAUGAUGGAGGUUGGAGACUUCAUUGGUGCAAUACACCUCGCUACGGCAUAUUACGUCGGGGAGGCCAACAAGUUGACCAUCGGGCUUCCUGAAGACGCGAAAUUACGACAUCCAAUUGUAGAGGAAAGACUGUUGGAGAUGAUGUCUGCGUCCCUUAGGUACGCCUUUGGAAAAAACCAAAAGUCUGCCCAAAAGGGAGUAUUGGGGCGUGAUCAAUUGCAAGAUUUAGCGACAGCGUGUUUCAACGCAUGCCUAAGUAUGGGUACGAUGGACUUUCUAUUCGGCGAAGCUUUUGAAUACUUCGAACAAGGGUCUUUUGAAGGUAUUUUCCUUGAAACACUAGAACCGCAUGUAUUGGAAGGAAGGAUUCGGUCCGUACCACCAACAGUUGUUAAAGCGCUCAUUCCACACUACACUUCUCGCGAGUUCGAUAGCCGAUUGGAGGAGAUAAUCUGUCAUAUGGAUACGAGAACAUUGGACAUUGACCAAGUAACGACUCUAUGCAAGCAACACAAUCUUUACGACGCGAUGAUCUACGUCUGGAACCGGGCGCUUGACGAUUAUAUUACUCCUAUGAUAGACUUACUUUCCCUUUUAGUAGCCCUUCCACUUCCGAAUGAGGUGAAUGAGAACGCGAGCUCUAUGCAUGCUGUAAAUGCUCUGAAGGUGUUCCCUUACCUGUCUUACACUCUUACAGGCCGUGUAUACCCUACGGGUGAAGACCUCCCAGAGCCAGAGGCGUCAAAUGCAAAGGCUGCGCUCUAUUACUUUCUGUUUUUGGGAAGGACAAUAACAUGGCCGAAGCAGGGUGGCAAACCGUUCUAUACAGAUCCUAUUUCAAAAUCGGAGCCCUCCUUUCCCUAUCUCCGACUUAUCCUCAAAUUCGAUGCGCCCAGUUUUCUGAGUGCUCUGAAUGAAGCAUUCGAGAAUCCAUUCUUAAACGGGGGAGCAGAUUCCGAGGACACAGCGUUCAGGCAAGAUGUUUCCGAGGAGCAAGCCUUUUGCAAAUCGUCCAUGAAUCGGCAGUAUGUUGUCAGUAUUCUUCUGGAAGUUAUGGAUUCCACAGAUUUUCCACCCCAAGACACAAUUUACCUGGACAUGUUUAUCGCAAGAAACAUUCCAAAAUACCCUCAAUUUAUACUGCUUUCGGGGAGCGCUUUGCAUCGUGUGAUUGUUGGGCUCUGCAAUUGUCCCGGGGAAGAUAUUGCCGAUGACUGCCAGCUAAGCGUUGAAUGUUUGCUCACUGUUUACCGCCCUCCUGAUAUCGAUGUUCUAGUCGAACUCUUUACCAAUGCUAAGUUCUUCCGGGUCCUCAAGUCGAUCUUCCGAUCCGAGAAACAGUAUGCUAGGCUUAUAAAAACGUACUUUGAGGACGGAGAGUCGCAGGAUACUGUUUUUGAUUGUAUCUGGGAUUAUCUGCGACCAGGUAGCAGUUUGAACGAAAGGCAAACAAAAGAAGUCCGCCGUGUCAUUGAGCAGCACGCACGACAACUCAUGGACAUAGAUUGUGCCCGGACAGCUACCGUCAUCAAUGCGUGUGCCCCUGAUAUCCACAGUGUCAUGCUAGGCUCAAUCGAGGACCAACCCCAGGAGCAGUUUCAAUAUCUUCAGGCAAUCCUCGAACCCUCAGACACCAAGGAAGGAAACGAUUUCAAGCGACCAGCGGUGACACAAAACGUGUCGUUUGUCGAGCUUUAUAUCCGACUCAUCUGUGAAUUUGAGCCUGACCAUGUCAAUACCUAUGUUGGUGGUCUUCAAUCCGGAGAUCUUCGGUUGGACAAGGUGUUACCGGCGAUGGAGAGCAGUGGGGCUAUGGAUGCUGCCGUCAUGUUAAUGGCCCGUGAGGGGGAGAUACGAAAAGCUAUGGAUAGGCUCAUAGCACACUUUGGGACUCUGGAACUAGCCUUGGAAGGUUUACUCGCUGCUGGCGCAAGCGCGCCUAGCCCGCACCCAAACAAUGAAGCAAUAUCUGAGGGCUUGCGUUCACUACAGAAGUAUGCGCAAGUAGGUAUUUGGCUUUGCCAGGGCCAGAUGAAGACUGGGAAACGAUUACUCAAGACCGCCGGAUCAAGACACACAUCCAGCAACGAACCGCUUAACGAAGAGGAACUGCUCUGGUUGGAUUUUGUUGAUACCGUUGUGCGGAUCGCGAGGAACUGCAUCUCCAUCCGGGGGAAGCUACCCGUGAGCAGUCACACACCUGCUGAGACAAAUGGAGCAUUGAGCGAAAAAGAUGCGAUAGAGAUUGACGGCGAAAAAGUAGCCGUCUCACUCCGAAUGUUUGUCCAGACGGUGUUCUCGGCGCUGCUCGCUGCAACAUCCUCUUCACGGACAGUCUCAUUUCUGCGAGUCCUCCGAGCCUUCCUGUCCCGUGCAUCAAAAGCCUCCCCCACUCUCGGAGACCUUCGUAACGUCCUUGGCGACAUCUUCGAAGCUUACAUUUACGAAGAACAGAUUCUCGCCCUAGCGAACCGCCUCCUGGAAAAAGACUUAUUCGUGCAUGUCGACGAAGCCGCAACUCUCCGCCAAAAAGGCUGGCGCCCAGCAAAUCAAACCUGCGAAGCCUGCAAUAAGAAACUUUGGGGCCCCGGCGCCGCUGGCGGUAUAUACAGUGCAUGGGAAAAAGCAAGACUAAAAAACGCCCAGCGGCUCGAAAGCAUAAGGGAGGAGCGAAGACUGGUUUCCGAAGGUCCCUUAUCUGCUGUCGCGAGAGGAAAAAGCCGCGCACGGGUGACAACCGAUCCGCUAGAGGAAACAGGGGAGGCUAGCAGUGCUGGUAAUGCCGGGCAGGAGGAAGCGAAGGAGUUGGUGGUUUUCCAUUGCAGGCACAUUUUCCAUAGGAAGUGUUUAGACAACUUACUCGCUGAAAAUGUCCAUAGCGACGAGUGGGCUUUUAAGUGUAUUGUCUGCAGGCACAAUGGGUAUUGAGAGGUUCACUAGCUUUCCUUCUUCGGCUUUCUUGGUUCCUGUUUUUGUUUCACUUUGCAUGUGAUUGGGAUAUCAUGGUAAUUGUGCUAAUUCUUUUUAUUUUCCUUUCUUGCCCCCCCCACCACAUCCGGGUGCCGUUUCUGUUGUCUCGGGGGGGCGAGGCACGAGAUGGUGGCUGGAUAGCUAUAUGCUGUACUCAGUUCCAACCUUGCGGUUGGCGUAACACCGGUACAAGUUCUCAAGCUUUGCGGUGGUGGUGUGGCUCCAGUGGAACCUGUACGAUACGCUAUGAACUCGCCUAGAAAACAACAAGUCUGCUGUUCUGAU